This is a messenger RNA of Paramormyrops kingsleyae, 2939 nucleotides long. RefSeq names its product transmembrane protein 106C (gene tmem106c). The record is from RefSeq and is a predicted model, not a curated record. Lineage: Eukaryota; Metazoa; Chordata; Actinopteri; Osteoglossiformes; Mormyridae.
ACCGAUAUAAGCGACUGAUAUAAGUGGCGUUAGAAGUGUGAUGUUAUGAGACGGAGUGGGGAAGUGAAAGCCGGGCUGAUCUCGGCGUGUGCGUGUCCAGCUGUGUCCAGGAGCCUGUGCGGACGGCUGGACGGUCACUGGAGACAUUUAUAAAUACUAAGCAGCUGCGCACCGGCGUGUCGCCUUGUCACCGCCUGUCUGCCAGGGGCUACCUGCCAUCGACCCGCCGGCCCAUGGGUGCACGGUGGUCCCUAAGUGCCGGCACCCUGUUGCCUCUUCCCAAAAGUGGGCAGAGGGGGCAGCAGGGGAGCGAGUGGGAGGAUGACAAUGACUCUCUGGAUGGUCGGGAUAGGCAGGAGGACAUUGCGCAGUUCCCUUAUGUUGAAUUCACUGGCCGGGACAGCAUCACCUGCCCCACCUGUCAGGGCACUGGCCGGAUCCCCUCAGGGCAAGUGAAUGAACUGGUGGCUUUGAUCCCCUACUCUGACCAGAGGCUGCAGCCCCAGAGAACGAAGCAGUACGUGGUCCUGUCCGUAGUGCUCUGUCUGCUGGCUUCCUCGCUGGUGGCGUUCUUCCUCUUCCCGCGCUCCGUGCUCGUGGUGGACGAUGGGAUACGAAUGGUGACCGUGCACUUCGACCGCAACAACAGCGAAAUGCUCAUCAAUAUGACGAGCACAUUGAACUUCACCAACUCUAACUUCUUCACGGUGCUGGUGGACAGCGUUAACUGCCAGGUGCUCUACAUGAAGACGGUCGUCGGCACUCGACAAUUGGACAAUGUCAUCCAUAUUCAGCCCCUCAGCCAAAGACAGGUGAACUUCACUGUCAGUAUGGAGAUCAGUGGAAGCCUCUCCUAUGUUUAUGCCUUCUGUACCAUGCCCAGCAUCAAGGUCCAUAACAUCGUGGUGUUAAUGCAGACCUCGGUGAAGACCUCCUAUAUGGUGCGCACCGCCCAGAAUACCAUGGAGGCCUACCACUACAUUGACUGUGGCUCUAACUCCACCGUUCACCAGCCUUCCGUGUCCCGGGGUCAUUGAGGUGCUGCCCUCACAGCCCGUCCUCCGUGGGGGGGCCGGUGUUGUGGGACAGGCAUUCGCCCUGUAUCACUCAUCCCGUCUCAUCUCUUUAUGGUCUCAAAGCUUCAGUUUGCAGUUUGACAGGUACCAGUGACAUAGAUCUGCUGUAGAUAUAGAUCUCCUCUUUGGUUACUACUGUAACAGUGGUGGCUGCCCUGUAAUCAUUUUACUAAUGGAUAAUGGCUUUUACGAAAAUCUCGUCCAUAGACGAAUCCUCUGUAGCACUUGCACAAUUUGAGCUUGUCAGUAUCGAUAUUUGGGAUGUUGUAGUGGGGGUGAGGUCUGUUUCUCUCCUUUUUUGAUCAGGGUGGUAACACUACAUAGAGUUGAGUGAAAUCACUGUAGCAGGUCAGGCCUGUGUGAUGAUCUCACACACGGGCCACUGUAACGCUUGGAUUGUCUUGUCUGCUUGUUAGGUCAAUCCUCCUCACAGCAAAGCUGUUACAUCUCAUUUACAUUAUGGGGGGAUAUUUAUUUAUUAUUCACUGCUGAUUUGUGUUCAGUCUCAGGGAUAUUAAUGGUAACAUCAGAUAUUUACCCAAGAUCAAAGCGCUUAUUUUGAGGGAGGCAUCUAUCACUAUUAAUACUGAUUUCCAUACUUUACCUAGAUUUGGAAAUGAUUUGAAAUUUUGCUUCUGUCUACGCAUGACAAAUUCCUGUUCCUGAUAAUCUGCUUUGGGUACCCCUUUUGAAAAAGUGCUUAUAUAAAGUUGUAAUUGAUCGAAUUGAAUCAACUCGUAUGUAUGGGUUUUCAAGCAUGCAAAGUUCCUUGAACCCUGCAAAAUACAGAAAUGGCAUUGAAUUAACUUGCACAGUGAUGUACAAAUACUGUGCAUGAACUCUUCCAGCAGACUUAAUGUCUGUACCAGUCAGCUUUCUCACAAGGACUGUCCCAUGUUGAAAUUUAUAUCUGUAGCAGCUGUCUAUAGCCCAUUCACAGCUUUGGCACAGUAAGUCCGGCCACUUUCCACCUUUUAGAUGUGGUUUUACCCAAUUUGGGGAAGGAAUGUACAGCAGGAAUGGCACGGAAACCAAAAAACCUUGGUAACUCCGAGCAGUUGAGUCUCCAUCCUUGGUGUGUUCCAGAUGUGUGUUCUGGCUCGUUAAUAAUGCAAAACACACAAGACGGAUGUGUUUGUGAUUUGCGUUGUCUUACCCAAAAAGAAGUCUCAUGUUGAUCCCAUGAUCAAUAUGUAAUGGGGAGAGCUGUUUGUGGAGAAGCAGAUUCCUCAGGAGGGUAAGAAUGAUUUCACAUUUUAUUACUUGUGGAAGGAUGAUUACAGAAAGGUGUGCUAGAUUAGAUGUUAGUUGGGUUGUCUGAUUUGAUUGCACAUGGUUUUUCCAUCAUAGCUGGCUUCACAUGGAAGUUGUGCAUUGGAAUGGACAAUUUUCCCCUCACGGCCUCCAGGUGUUUCCUUGGUUUCCAUUUGCUUUGGUUGGAAAGGAUGUACUUAAUUUUCGCUGAUUUAAACUGACUUUUUAUGCUGUGUAUAUACAGGUUUAGCUAACAAUCCUGUGGGGUGAAAACUCGGCCUUGGCAUUUAAAGUUCCAGGUUUAAACGGGUUAAACUUCCGUUUUUUCUGAGAUCAGGGGUCACUGGUGAAACUGCUGAAAUGUUGAGGUCGUCUGUCAGGCCCACAUGCCCGGCUCCCCUUUCUCUGCCCUACGCUCUGUUUAACAUGGCAGGCUGCUUUGGCUGGGAAUCUGGAGCCUGAAUUAUUAUUUUUUUUUACUGCUAUUCCUUUGCUUGGAAAAGGCCUGUUUCUAUUUCUCAUUCUGACAUGCAGUGAAUUCCACAUGUAAGUGGGUUUGUUUCCAAUUAAUAAAGUUUUUAAAAAAUAAAAAAUGUUUCUGGAAAAACA